GAUGGAAGAAGCAGCGCGCAUGGGCGGAGCCGACGAGGAAGAAGUCGCGGUCUUCACCUUUGGCCAGAACUCGUACGGCGAGCUCGGCCAUGGCGACACGACGACGCGCUUUGUGCCCACGAAGCUCGAGUUUGCCGUCGGCAAGAACAUUGUCGACGUCGCCUGCGGCAACGAGAACACCGUGCUACUCUGCAGCAACGGCGACGUCUACGCCUGCGGCUACAACGACAGCGGCCAGUGCGGCGUUGGCACUGCCCAGCGCAUCACAUCCUUCAAGGCGCUCAUGGCACUGUGCGAAAAGCAAGUCGUCAAGCUUAGCGCUGGCAAUGGCUGCGAACACGUCGUUGCCGUCACAGAGUCCGGCGACGUCUAUACGUUUGGCUACAAUGCACGGGGCCAGCUCGGUCACGGCAACACGCAGCCCGUUGCUGUGCCGACGCUCGUCGAUGGUCUCGUCGGCAAGAGCGUGCUUAAAGUGUCUUGCAGCUACUUUCACACGAUCGCAGUGACCGACGACAACGGCAUGUACGCGUUCGGCCGCAACGAUUUCGGGCAGCUGGGCAUUCCGGACGCGCUCGACAAGCAAGUACCGACGCCAAUUCCGUUUUUUAGCCGCCAAAAAGUCCUCUCGGUCGCCUGCGGGCAGUACCACAGCGUCGUUGCGCUCGCGGGUGGCGGUGUCUAUGCUUUUGGCAAGAACGAUUUCGGGCAGCUCGGGAUCGAGGCGCCCGGUGUGAAAGCGUCGCCUGUCCGCAUCAGUGCGCCCUUGGACACGGACGUUGUCGUGCACGUCGCGUGCGGCUACUACCACACGAUGGCACUCACCCAAGCCGGCAAGCUUUACGCGUUCGGCCGCAACGACUUUGGCCAGCUCGGUCUCGGGCACAAGCAAAACAUGUACCGUCCCACGCUUGUCGCGACGCUGAGCGAGUUUACAAUCAUCGACGUUGCGUGCGGCUGCUACCACACGCUGGCGCUGCGCGACAACGGCGUCGUGUACCCGUUCGGCCGCAACAACCACGGACAGCUCGGCACCGACAACAACGUGGAUACGGCGCUUCCGACGUACAUUGAAGCGCUUCGAGACGUCCGUGUCCGCAAGAUUGCAGCCGGGUUUUACCACACGGUCUGUGUCACCGGUCCAAUCCAGCGGGCUCUCGCGCCGGUAGUGCGCAACUCGCUCGGGCGGAACCUCCACGCGCUUUUGAACAAUCCGAGUCGGAGUGACGUGACGUUUCUCGUGGACGACCUCCCGGCGUACGCGCACCGGUGCAUUCUCAUGGUGCGCUGCGAGCCACUGGAUGCGAUGCUCAAUGGCAGCAUGCGCGAGAGCACGGCGACCGAGAUUGUGAUUCCCCACACCCGCCAUCCGGUGUUUGUCGCGAUGCUCGAGUACAUUUACACGGACACGGUCGUCGCGCUCGAGUACCCCGCGGCACUCGACAUUGAGUUUGUGCUGGAGCUCAUGGCGCUCGCCGACCAAUUCCUUCUCGACAACCUCAAGCUCAAGUGCGAGUGGGCGAUUCAAAAGAGCAUCGACCCAAGCAACAUUACCAAACUGCUCGAGACGGCGUACUUUCAACAAGCGCAGUACCUCAAGAAAUGCUGCAUCGACUUUGUCUUGGCCAAUUUUGGCCUCGUCAUUGCCGACCCGCGCUUUGUCGAGCUGCCACCGGACGUCAUGCAGGAGAUCCUUAUCGCUGCCUCCCGCCGCGGCGUCAUCAUCAAGCCCAUGUGACCGAGUACGGAACCACGUGCAUCAUUUUUCGUCUACAAUUAUACCACUUGUCUU
This is a messenger RNA of Saprolegnia parasitica CBS 223.65, 1792 nucleotides long. RefSeq lists its product as hypothetical. The record is from RefSeq and is a predicted model, not a curated record. The annotation marks the transcript as partial. Gene Ontology annotation, molecular function: protein binding. The transcript has 13 exons. NCBI's taxonomy places the organism in Eukaryota, Oomycota, Saprolegniomycetes, Saprolegniales, Saprolegniaceae.